Toxoplasma gondii ME49 is the source of this 3047-nucleotide messenger RNA. RefSeq names its product adenylate kinase. The record is from RefSeq and is a predicted model, not a curated record. Gene Ontology annotation, molecular function: ATP binding; AMP kinase activity; nucleoside diphosphate kinase activity. NCBI's taxonomy places the organism in Eukaryota, Apicomplexa, Conoidasida, Eucoccidiorida, Sarcocystidae. The coding region runs from base 621 to 1859 and encodes 412 amino acids. Gene Ontology annotation, biological process: nucleoside triphosphate biosynthetic process. Gene Ontology annotation, cellular component: cytoplasm. The transcript is spliced from 8 exons.
GUACGCCGGAAACCGUUUUCCAUUUUCUGAGCUGCGAUAAGGGACACAUCAAAACCCUUCAGACAGGUUGUUGUAUCGAGAUACACACAGUUCUUGCUGACCAACAUAAUGCUUGUGUAAGGGGAAGCGGGAGCCAGGAAAGAAAAGAUCCAUCUUCAGUUACAGCGUCUCUGUCCCACUGUACACCAGCGUGUGACUUCUGAACUGUGUGAGCAGAAAAAAUCCACGUUAGUCGUUAAAACAUUGACGCAGUGGAGCUCUGAAAACAACAUCGCAGGUCUCUAAAGCAGCUGCUGCUUCUGAUGCUGACACAUUCGGUCAUGCUUCUGUAAGUGACGUUUCUUCGCCUGGCUGUGUUUUUGUCUCAAGGUUGCCAGUGUGGUGCUAAUCGAGUCGGACUUGACAUCCAUGCGCUCGCAACCGGGAAUAGGACCCUAUCCUCGCUGUCUGCUCGAAAAGGCAUAUCGUGGCUUCAAGGGCAAAGGCGUGUCUUGUGGCCUGCUUCUGGUUCGCGUGGCCCUCUGUGUUCUAUGAUUGGUUGCCUCUAGUCCAUUAAGGGGGAGAGGCACCUGUCUCCAUCUGCACAAGGAUCAAUCCUUAUUUCUCAGAGCGUUGGCGUGAUGGACGUUUUGGUCGCGGAAAACGGGGCACAGGGGAAGCACGCCUUGGUGCCCCUAGUUGCGAGUUCGGUAGCUGCACCUCCUUCGGUGCCCUCCAACGUCGUGACAGACCCACAAUUUGCCGCAGAGAGAAAAGCUUUCAUGGAAGAAACAACCGAGUUUGUGGAAAAGUACCACAUAAACGAGCUGUUCAACGACUUACUAAAGGAACUCAUUUUGAACUAUCCAGACAAUCCCAUUGAACACCUCAUCGACUACCUGGAACGGCCUCCCAGCCUCCGCGUUGUCAUCAUCGGACCCCAGGCAUGUGUGGGUAGCCAGAGGUCGGAACUGUGCGACAAGCUGGCUGACACUCACGGUCUCAUUCACGUUCAUGCAGGACGGUUGAUACGAGCUUAUCUAAAAAAGAGCGACAGCGGCCUCCUCAGCCACUGUAUUCAGAAGGGAGAACUCGUGCCUGACUCGAUUGCCAUUGACGCGGUCCUGCCGAUCAUCAGAAAAAAUGGACGGCGAGGGUGCGUCAUCAACGGCUUUCCCCGAACAAGGGUCCAGGCAGUAGCAUUGCAGGAAAGCAGAAUAGUUCCCGAUAAGUUUAUUAUCUUGACAGUUCCCGGGAGAGACCUUCAAGUGUACUUCCAGCUCCUUCCAACCACCGAAGAGCAUGAAACCAACGCGGCUAGGAACUCCCUUGUGGAUGAGACGUGCCACAACACUCCGCAAGCGUCACGCAUGCUUGGAUACGAACAGGCAGAGAAACAAUGCAGUACUAAGGCCAGAGCUUACGAAAGGCAUAUAUCCGGCGUGAUGCAGCAGUACGCGUCUGCAUACCACACGAUUAGCACGUCUGCGACCCUGGACGAAACCCUCCAAAAGAUCAGAGUUUUGGGACCAGUGGGAAGUGGCAAGUCGACACAAGCUAAACUGUUGGCAGAUUGGUACGGCGUCGUGCACGUCGACGCGCAGCAGCUCGUCCGAGAACUGGCAUUGAAGGACGAGAAAUUGAGAACUGUACUGCAUGAAUCCGAAGAAAAGGGAACCCUCUUGCCACAGGAGUUUGUCCUUCCACCAAUCCUGAACCGAUUGCGGCAAGCGGAUUGCUCUAGUCGAGGCUGGGUUCUCGAAGGUUUCCCUCAAACAUGCUCACAGGCUGAAUGGCUGCGGAACAUGAGGCUGACUCCAACGCAAGUGAUCGCCUUGGAUAUCGAUGCUGUGAGUCAGGCGAUUACCGGUGAUGCUUAAACGAUCGCUUGCGUCUACUCAAUGUCACGACACUCCCCUCUGCACCCAAAACCCAGCUGUUUCACGUGAAUAUGCGUUUACCUACCAUACUUUUGACAUGACCGGUGGAGGAACAUGACCUUUAGCUGGGAGCGGUUAGCAAUCAGUGCACGCCAUUCCUGUUUGCUUCCACACCCACCUCCUAGUUGGACGACUCUGUCAGACAACAAUGCAGUUUGUACUCAACAGCGGCUCAUUAAGCCAAGGAUAACACAGUAGUCCGAUCAAUGCAUGGUUUUUCGACGAGCUCAGGACACGCAACGAGAUCGUAUGGCAAAGCGACGGCACCACCCAGUGACGGGCCAAGUAAGGCAUUCACUUGCGACAUUUCAUCUAAGCGACACAAACUGAAUUGUUGCUGAAUACCGGAGCUUUAAGGGAUUUUUCUACACCACCUAAGACUGCAUACAUCCCCACAAACUUUAAACUCUGCCUCUCUGGUUGAGGCGGCUGGAAAAGGGACACAUUGCAAGCAUCGUUUGCAAACACGUAACGAGUAUCUUUGCGAGCGUUUAGCGCGUAUAUAACCAUUCGUGACGUGGACGGAUGGAUGCUUCAGCCGAACCCCCUCGAACAUGCCUACAACGGAGCUGCUGUUACACUCGUUUGUUGCGGGUUUCACUACCUGGUGCAUGUAAAAGGCUCCUCAGCGUGGUGAAUGGAUUCUGGAUACACUUGCUUUUACCCCAACUGACUUGGUGCCUGAUCAUUCCCCACCUUCUUUCCGUCCAUUACACCAACAAAGCGAGAAAGAGUCCCUCCUGCACUGUAGGUCAGCACCGCUUCAGCAAUGGCUGCCAACACGGAGCAGCCUCAGAGCCCGGAUUUGCUCUGUUUAGCCUGUCAAGGAGCGGCGAUGUUCGGAAGAUGAGUGUUUCCGUCCUUCUGCAUUGCCCCUGAGAUCAUUGUAGAUUUAUUAUGAGACUUCAAGUGAAGCUGAAGUAGCACAGCGCCUUCAGGUCUCCAAAUUUGAUGGGCCUGAUUUCUUGCAAAAGCAGUAGGUUUGAGCCCUGCCAAGGGGCCACACUAGGUUGAGACUCUAUAAGAAAGCAAGAGUCAUACGGCACCUAACCAGUCUCAACAGUCAGAAACAAAACAAGUGAAAGUUAUAGAAGAAUGAUGGAUUGAGUCGGAUGGGCUCCAUUUGCG